This is a messenger RNA of Egretta garzetta (little egret), 1325 nucleotides long. RefSeq names its product UTP11 small subunit processome component (gene UTP11). Gene Ontology annotation, biological process: rRNA processing. NCBI's taxonomy places the organism in Eukaryota, Metazoa, Chordata, Aves, Pelecaniformes, Ardeidae. The record is from RefSeq and is a predicted model, not a curated record. Bases 571 to 1125 code for a protein of 184 amino acids. Gene Ontology annotation, cellular component: nucleolus; small-subunit processome. The transcript has 6 exons.
GAGGAGCCGGUGAUGGCGCAAACAGCGGAGGACCGGACCCGCUCCAGCAGGGGCUUUCGUGGAAACAAAGGCAGCGGGCGCAGGGCGCUAACCACGGCCCGGCUGAGCCUGAGGGAAGGGGAGCGCAGGGGGCGAAGGCCUCGCAAAAUCGUUAUUAUUGCGAUUAAUACAAAACGUACGAGCAUUAUCUUCAUCUUUGGGGGCUGAUUCUGUAGAGGCUCUAGGAGUCCUGAGCAGCUCGGCAAGCUUUGUAGAACGGGUGAGCGAGUUUCCAUUACUCCUUCAACGCUCACUGUUGGACAUCAUUGAUUUCUGGCUUUGUUAAGGAAUAAACUGUAAAGCUAAAGUCGUUUGCUGGUGUCCAGCUCCGCAUCUGGAGCCUUGUCUGCUGUCCCAAAGCUCUGAACAUCACUCUGAAGGACUCAGCAUCUCAUCAGGGAGCAUGAACAGGAACUGCUGAACAACUUCUGUUUGUUUUUUUCUCCCAGUGACUAUCACAAGAAACAGAAUGCCCUCAGAGCGCUUCAAAAGAAAGCUCUGGACAAGAAUCCUGAUGAGUUCUACUUUAAAAUGAUACGUGCAGAGCUCCAGGAUGGAGUUCAUGUAAUAAAGCAGCCAAAGGAUGAAGUGACCCCCGAACAGGUGAAAUUGAUGAGGACGCAGGAUAUUAAAUAUGUAGAAAUGAAGAGAGUGGCAGAAGCCAAGAAAAUCGAGAGGCUGAAGUCGGAGCUCCAUCUGCUGGAUGCUGAGGGGAAGAAUCCCAACAAGCACGUGUUCUUUUUUGAUACCAAAAAAGAAGUUCAGGAGUUUGAUAUUGCAACUCACCUGGAUACUGUUCCAGAGCUCGUAGACAGAGUGUACAACCGACCGACCAUUGCAACGUUGCAGAAAGAGACGCUGAAAGGAGCUACUGACCCUGCCCACUUAAAGAAAUUAGCCCAGCAAAGGAAGAAUCAGUACGACCUCCUGAAGCAGCGCAUUGAGAGGGAAAAGGCCAUGUUUGUGAUUGCGCAGAAAAUCCAGACACGUAAAGACCUUCUGGACAAAACUCAUAAAGUAAAGGUGAAGAAAGAGACAACAAAUGGUCCAGCUAUUUACAGAUUCAAAUUUCAGCGGAAGCGUUAGCCAUGCCAUUAAAUAAUCAUUACUGGCUUUGCUUAGGAAGAGAGAGGAAUUCUCCUUACGAAGGACUGAUACGCCACAUCAGUUUGUUUUUCACUGCAGCCUGGCGCUUUGUUAAAACAAAUUACUGUGGGCCUGCGGUAGCCAUAAAUACAUUGUAUCUAAUUAAUUGAUUAAUAAAUCAGAGGGUUUGCUCUCUUGGU